Messenger RNA from Bacidia gigantensis, 678 nucleotides. RefSeq lists its product as uncharacterized. The record is from RefSeq and is a predicted model, not a curated record. The transcript is spliced from 2 exons. NCBI's taxonomy places the organism in Eukaryota, Fungi, Ascomycota, Lecanoromycetes, Lecanorales, Ramalinaceae. The coding region runs from base 1 to 678 and encodes 225 amino acids.
AUGGGCUCUACAUCCUCAAAAGUAGCCAAAGCGGCUUCAAAUACCCCCAAGCCGCGUCAAUAUCCCUCGCGGGUGCCUCCAAGCUCUGCUGCUGUCAAGUCUCGCACCGGGGCAUCUUCUACCCCAGACCCUAUCAGCACAACCGGACCAACGGUACAUCCUACUCCGCACGCCAGCGAGAGCAAAGAUCAAGCUGUCACUUCGGACGCCCAAGACCCAGACUUUGCAGCAUCCCUUCGCUCUCUCGGCCCAGUCCAACCAAAUUCCACCCUCUCAAAUACAUCAACCUUUCGAGCCCACCAAGCUGCUACAGGUUCCGGGCCAUCGAUUCCACAGCAGCAAAGUGACAUAUCUCCUCCACCGCCACAAGGCCAGAACAUCUUCCCUAAUGCGGCUCAUAAUCCCGCCUUGGUGAUCUUAGAAGCGCGAACUCAGAUAGCAGAGCAGGCAGAGCAGGAACUUACACAAACCCGGAGCGCUGCUAGUAAAGCUACUAGACGCUUUUUGGACGUCAUGACUAUUCGACAGGUCUUGAGCAUGAGAGAUGAUCAGAGCAUGGGCGCCCAGGAGAUUGAAAACACCUUACACCUGUCGCCUGGCACAGUCGGAAAGCUGGCUUUAGUGGGUGAAGCGAGCGUUUCGAGCAGAGGUAAAGAAGACUCUGGGAUCUAUGACUGA